This is a messenger RNA of Dothidotthia symphoricarpi CBS 119687, 459 nucleotides long. RefSeq lists its product as uncharacterized. Lineage: Eukaryota; Fungi; Ascomycota; Dothideomycetes; Pleosporales; Dothidotthiaceae. The coding region runs from base 1 to 459 and encodes 152 amino acids. The record is from RefSeq and is a predicted model, not a curated record. The transcript has a single exon.
AUGCGUUUCUCAUCCCUCACCGCCGCCGCGCUCACCAGCGCCUCCCUAGCCUCAGCCCGCAUCAUCGGCAUCGCAGCGCCCUCGACCAUCGCGCCCAGCGAGCCCUUCACCAUCUCGCUGCUCACAGAAAACUACAUCCAAACCGUUGCCGACAUCUCCGUAGCAUGGGGCUACACCUUCUCGCCCUACAACGCGACGAUCGGGUCCUUCGUGUCGUCCGCCUACCUCGGCCCCAACGUGUCCAACAUCCUGACCAACAUCUCCAUCCCCGCGACGGCGCCCGCUGCGUUCAACAACACGAGCUAUCUGGGCAAGGAGAUUACGCUCACCGCGGCUGUGACGAGCUUGUUUGGCGCGAGUGGGAGUGUGAGUUCGAGUGGGUUUGAGGUUAGUGUUUUGGUUGGCACCGAGACGGGGGAUGAGAUUGUUACGAGCGAUGGGUUUGCGUGGGUGAAAUAG